Messenger RNA from Spinacia oleracea (spinach), 3753 nucleotides. Its product is annotated as protein GAMETE EXPRESSED 3. Lineage: Eukaryota; Viridiplantae; Streptophyta; Magnoliopsida; Caryophyllales; Amaranthaceae. The transcript has 12 exons. The record is from RefSeq and is a predicted model, not a curated record. The coding region runs from base 1512 to 3569 and encodes 685 amino acids. Gene Ontology annotation, cellular component: plasma membrane. Gene Ontology annotation, biological process: embryo development ending in seed dormancy; pollen tube guidance. Gene Ontology annotation, molecular function: protein binding.
UUUCUAUAGCAUUUAAAUGGAAAUUAAACAGCCACAAUUAGUGUAAUUGAACUCAAAACAACACUCUUAACAAUUCCACAAAGUCAACUAGUGUAAUUGUAAUUGAACAGCCACAAUUCCACAUAUCAAUCCCUUAGUGUAAUUGAACUCAAAACAACACUCUUAACCAUUAAUCGCUAAAAUAUGAGCACUAUUCAAAGUCAACUAGUCACCAAAUCAACUGCAAAUUCGUUAUCCUUCUCAACAACAUGUGCUAAAUGAGUAACAUCACCAACGUGGUCUUGGGUUGUUCAUCACCAACCCUACCUUCAUCGCAGUUCCUACUGCCGCAAAUCAGCCAAAAACAACAAAACCUAAUAACCUCAGGGACAUUAGCGGUGGACUACGAAGGAGCCAGCCGGAAUCUCUUUCUUAAAUUCAGAGAGAACGCUGACGAGUUUGAGAUCGCCGUACACCGCCGCCGCUCCUCCGCCGUCGCUCCUCCAUCAUCUGAUUUUCUUUGGGGUUUUGAGCAGAGGAACGAGGAGGAGCUCCUCGGAAUCUUCUGAUGGUGGUGGUCGUCUCCGACGAGAGAGAGGAGCGCAGAGAGGAGAGAUGGAAAGGAGAGAGAGAGGAGCGCAUAGAGGAGAGAGAGCGAGAGAGCAGGAGAGAGAGAGAGAUAGGAGCGCAGAGAUAAUGAAGGAGGAGGAGAGAGAAAUGAAAUUUCCUAUCUGUAAGCGCGUGAAAGAACCUGCGCGUGGGCAAAUAGGCUGACGUCAUCAUGGUCUGACGCGCGCGUGCGUCAGGCCAUGUGAUACAAAAGCAGCUGCAAAGAAAAUCAUAAAAAGUUGAUAUACAAAUAAAUACUUCGUACAAAUAACUACAGUAUCUGGGCACUCUUCUCAAAUCAGUGACUAUGCAAAAGUUUUUUUUAUUUAUGGAAUGCCAUAAUUAUUGCCAUUGAGUUUAUCUUUUUAGGGGAAAAAUUGCCGUUUAUUAUCUACAACUAACAAAGUAAACUGCAAAUAAAAUAUCUGAACAGCCAAACCCCUCAUUCAAUAAUUAACUGUUUUAUUCAUCCUUUCCAUUUCCUGAUUUUCCCUCUACUUCCUUUACUUGUUUCAUUUAAUCUUGCGUUUUGAAUUUUCUGAAUUUCUCAGUUUCUAAUCUUCUCCACACAAAAUUUGCAUGUCUUAAUUUUGUGCUAAUCAUAUGAUUAAAUGCUGUAAACUUUAGUGCGACUAUUAUUAUUAUUAUUGAACAGUCAAAAUAACUGUUAUUUUUCUGGAACUACCAAACAAUCGCAACCUACUUCUUCUUCAACAAAGAGAGAACAGAGAAGACAAGAGAAGAGAAAACAAAGAGAGAACAGAGAAGAGAAGAGAUGAUGUUUUAUUGAAUUUGUUUGGGCCAUUGGAUUUUCACCGUUUCCAAAUUCAAGCCUUGCACCCCUUGAUUUGGCUGUUCAGAUGUUAUUCAUUCCUUAAGAUUCACGGAGCACUAUACACGGAUGAGCGCGAUUAUCUUAAGCCAUGGAUGAGCCCUACAAAGGAUCAAAAUUCAUCUUUUCUUCUUGGGUCGUCUGCUAUCAGAUUACUAGACUUCUUGCACUUACAUGUUAUGCUUUGCUACUUCUACCUGUUUUAAUUCAAGCUGAACCAUGGAGAAGGUCUACUUCUAGGCUUGGGAAACCACUGACUGUAGAUGAUGGAAUGAUAUAUUCUUGUUCUGGGAAAUUCUUGUAUGUUUUUACGAGUAAUGGGUCCAUUGCUUCGAAUAUACACCUCAAUUAUACAUGCAAUGGUAGCAUCACCCCAGUUUAUGGGGGUAAAGGGAAGGUGUAUAUCAUUGCAGAAAAUAAAGUGCUAAGGAUCAAUUCUUUGAGUGUUGUAGCUUCUGAUCCUGCUGUUGAGCUUUUAUUUGGUAAUGAAACGACAGGGGGAACUUCAGACGAAAUCCUUGGACUUUCUGCAAGUAUGUUAACAUCUUCUGUCUAUGUAAACAUUAAAAAUAAAGGAUUCUUUGCAUAUUCUUUGAGGGGUAGACUGCGUUGGAGUGCUUUACCGGUGCUUAACCAAUUCGGGUAUUCUCAAGGUUGCAACAAAAAUGUUACAGAUUGUUACUUCACUUCUUCUCCCGUUUUUGAUAGUUGUGAGAGCAGUGUAUAUAUUUCAAAUAGUGAGGGAGAACUCUAUUCUAUAUCAGCUCGCCGUCCUCAUUUUAAAUGGAUUCAGGAUUUGAGUUUAUUUGACAAAGUAUUCACUGCAACUCCAGGAAACAAUGGCUUCCUGUAUGUCACAGUUCCUGCCAAGGCCAUUUUACUUGGCUUAGAUGCUUUUACAGGUGAUGUUUUGUGGGAGGUUAACAUUGGACCAUUAAGUUAUGCAGAGCAGUCACCUGUUGUCGAUUCCAAUGGGUGGGUAUCUAUUGGUUCGCUUGAUGGAUUCCUGUACUCAAUCUCACCAGCUGGGAUCCUAAAGAAGUUUGCAAAGGCAUCUCCAUUAAACUCUGUGAUUCAAGUCAGUCCAGUUCUUGAUUGCUCCGGCUAUGCAGUUUACAUUUCUCAGACAGAAAUGGAAGGGAAAAGCAGCCGUGUAAUCGGUAAUUACACUUUUGUCUCUGCAAUGAAACCCAAGAGUGUUGUUUUUUCAUUGUUGGUUCCUGCCACUGAAACUUUCUACUGGUCUGAGACAUAUCCUGGUGAAUUUGUAUCAAACCUAUCUCAAAGUGACCUACAAAAGUUCAAUGUAGACGAGGAGAUUGUCCUCACUUUUAUCGCUGCAGCAAAGAUUGGAAACCCACUUCCAUGCAGAAGCAACAAUCUGAAACUUGCAUUUAGUUGUUCCGAGUUGAGGCCUAAGAGCAUCAGUGUUUAUACCGGAAACGAAAGAGCCAUACUUUUAUUCUUGCUGUUUGAAACUAUUAUCUUGGUUGUCUUGGCAAUUAUUGUACGAUUCUGCUGGAUAUUUUGGGGUAAGCAGAAGCUUCGAAAUCAAGAUCUUGGAAAGUUCCUCGACAAAAGACAAUCACUGCGGCUUAAAAAGAAAGAGUAUGAUAACACGAUUUCAGAGCUAGAGAAGAAGGCAGCAAAGGAGGCAACAAGCAGCAACGUUUUGGAAAAUUUAAGCAAUUUAGUACGCGAAAGAGAAGGCAUAGAGAGGAAGCUUUCCACAACUUACAGUUUAGGAAAAGACGGCAUCAGUUCAUUAUCAAAACCUGUACUUCCAAUAUUUGAUAAGAAAACAAGGAGCUAUUCUUUUCGAGGUUCAAAGAGCGAGAGUGUCACUAUUUUUCACACACACAGCACUACUUCAGACGAUGAAAGUGGGCCAGAAACAAACUCUGAGCAAGAUUUUGAUUUUCCUAAGGAAAUAGAGUUGGUUGCUAAUGAUGAAAAGGGAAAAGGGAAGGCGAUAGAAGAAACUGAAAUAAGUUCUAGUGAAGAUAAUAAUGAAUGGGAAGCCUCUUAUGAUAGUUCCUCAGGAAUAAGUCCGGGCUUUCAUGACUCUUUUCAUGAUGUAAACAUGCUACCGAGUAGGGGUGGAAAGACAUGGUUGUUCAGGAGAAGGUCUUUAUCCUCAACUACUUAAACAUCAUUUAUGUGUUUGUAGUAGUUUAACCAUUUUAUUAAUGGUAUUUUAGUACGUGAGAGAGCCACAAAGUGCAAUGAUGUAGACAAUAUUUUAUUUUACUUUUUUAGUACCAGUAAUAGACUUGCUAUUGUAAUUAUAAGCUUCAAAGAUUGAUCGAUCAUUCGAUCAUUGGAUUUUGAUA